Messenger RNA from Macrosiphum euphorbiae (potato aphid), 384 nucleotides. The record is from the annotation of a GenBank genome assembly. Lineage: Eukaryota; Metazoa; Arthropoda; Insecta; Hemiptera; Aphididae.
AUGGAUUCUGAUUUGAAAGAUUUAGAUCUUUAUAGGAUACUUGGAAUCAAACGGUCGGCUACUAAAAAGGAGAUUAAAACGGCAUAUCGGAGGAAAGCUCUACAAUGCCAUCCAGAUAAAAAUCCUGAUAAUCAAAAUGCAGCUCAAGUAUUCUUGUGGUUAACUGAAAUAUUAAAUAUUCUUACAGACACAGCAGCUCGAUUGGAUUAUGACAAGUUGCUACUUGCUAAAUCUGCUGCGAAAUUGCUCAAAAAAGAACGUGAUUCGGAUGUAGCGAAAUUAAUAAAUGAUAUUUUCAAAAGAACUAAACAUGAAAGAUCAGUACAACGAGAUACAGAUAAACGUAGUUUAAAAGUAUGUCAUGUUUGCAAAAAAAAAUUCUAA